This is a messenger RNA of Nomia melanderi (Alkali bee), 3437 nucleotides long. RefSeq names its product transcription termination factor lodestar (gene lds). Gene Ontology annotation, molecular function: ATP binding; ATP-dependent activity, acting on DNA. NCBI's taxonomy places the organism in Eukaryota, Metazoa, Arthropoda, Insecta, Hymenoptera, Halictidae. Gene Ontology annotation, cellular component: nucleus. The record is from RefSeq and is a predicted model, not a curated record. Gene Ontology annotation, biological process: DNA repair.
AAAUAUUAAUUAAAACCUUCACCAGUGGUAAUUACUGCUGAUGAUUAUCCAUUCUCAGGAUAUCAAUAGAUAAUUUACCUUUAUUCAGAAGGAUAUUCAAUCGCAAGUAGCUUAAUACUUUACAUGCAGAAACUUUAUGUUAAGUUUACUAACACACUGUAUAGUUUCGUGUUCCCGCUAUAUCUGUCAAUUUGAAAAGUUCGGUUAAAGUUUGUCGGGUGCCAGUCGAAAAACAGGCGAUCUUUAGGAAGAAGCAGAGAUAUUCUGUAUUUUAUAAUAAUACGAGUUUGUAGAAUUUUAAACCAGUGAAACUUACAGAUAUCCGGAUGGAUGAAAGCUUUAAUCGGUGGCGCGAUUCGCCUUCUAAAAGGGAAAUGUCCUUAGUUAUUUCUGACAGCGAGGAAGAUGUUGAAAGUGUGGGUAAAGAACAAAUAUUUGUUAUCGAGAGCAGUGAGAGCAGCAUGAAUGUUUCUGGAAGAGCAACCCCGGAUGUAGACAUUGUACCAAAGAGAUCUACUUUAUCGGAACGUCUUAUUAAACAAACUAUUAGAAAGCAUAUGCCUUAUUAUUCCGACAAUGAUAAUGAGGAUGAUGGUGAUGAUGAUGAUGAUAGCCAUAGAGAUGAUGAUGAUGAUUAUGAAGAUGAUAGCCAUGGAGAUGAUGAUGAUUCUAAUGAUAACAGUGACAGAAUUGAGGAGACUGAAAGAGAUAAUGCAAUGGUUAUCAAGCAAGACAGGUUUCAAAACACCAGAAAGAAAAACUUGAAUGACUCUGAAUCCAGUGCUUCUAGUGCAUACGAGAUUGGGUCUAAGGAUAGUUCCAUAAUAGAACAAGUCAAUGAUGUUAGCAUGCAUUCAUCAGACAUAGAGCCAAGAGAUCAACAUAACUCUUUAAACAAUGUUACCAUGGAUGAAAAGAAUAGUUCAGAAUCAGAAGUUGCAAUAUCAUUUGCAAAACAGGAGAUUGGAGUUGGUAAUAUAGAUCCACUUGUCGCACAAAAAAGAGCUUUACUAGUUUUUAAGAUGGAGAAGUUAGAGAAGCAGCUGGCACAGGCAAAAUUAUUAUUACAAGCCGGUAACAUUGACUUGUUACCAGACAAAGGCGAAAGAAUACGCGUGAGUAUCGCGAAGCAAGAAAAAGAGAUUGAAGAAGUUGCAAUUGAACUGGCAAACACUCCUCUGACGCAAAAGUUUGAAGCAAACCAAAAUCCUGUCAAGCAAGAACUGAUGGUCGUUAAAGAAGAGUUCAAAUUUCCAGAUGACUGGUAUUCCAAUAAGGCUGAUUCCUCCUACAAUGUAGACAUUAUACCAAUGCAACCUACAUCGUCUCCAGAUAAGAAGGAACUCGGUAAAAAGGCUCAAGCGACUCUGGACAGAGAGUUAGCGUUGACGGUCGACAGAUUACAAGACUUACACGGAUCUUUGAUCGCGAGGCCAUCGGAGGAGGAAAGGGCGGAAGAUCCGCGAGGGUUGAAGGUCAAGUUAAUGCCGCACCAGCAACACGCGUUGGCAUGGUUGUUGUGGAGAGAGCAACAGAAACCUCCAGGCGGUGUGCUCGCCGAUGACAUGGGUCUGGGUAAAACAUUGACGAUGAUAUCACUGAUCAUAGCGAGCAUUGAACAGAAGAAAUUGAAGGACUCAGACGAUGCCAGUGACGACGAGUGGACGGACAGCACGACGCCGUUGCGGCACAAAGGUGGCACGUUGGUGGUUUGCCCAGCGUCUCUGUUGUCACAGUGGGACAAGGAAAUCAGUAGUCGGUGCAAGCGUGGUAUGCUUUCGGUCGAGGUGUACCACGGUACCAAUCGGGAAAGUGUUCCAAAGAGACUGGCGAAGAACGACGUGGUUAUCACAACGUACAACAUAUUGACUCGUGAAGUGAAAUCAAGAACUACGGUGUACAAGAUCCGAUGGGAGCGCGUGAUAUUGGACGAAGCACACAUCAUACGCAAUCACAAAAGCCAAGCGUCAGAAGCAGUGUGCUGUCUAGCAGCGAACAAACGUUGGGCUCUAACCGGCACCCCCAUUCAGAACAAGGAGAUGGAUUUAUACUCUAUACUAAAGUUCCUGAAGUGUUCACCCUUCGAUGACCUACGUGUGUGGAAGCGGUGGGUGGACAACAAAAACGCAGCCGGUCGCCAGAGGCUGGCAACCGUGAUGAAGACUCUGAUGUUACGCAGAACAAAGCAGGAGCUGCAAGCCAAAGGUGCCCUGGGAAGCUUGCCCGACAAGUGCGUAGAAGAAGUGAUGGUGAAGCUCGACCCGCAGGAGCAGUUGGUCUACGAAAAGGUUCUGAUAUACUCUCGCACGUUGUUCGCUCAGUUUCUGUCACAAAGAGCCGAGAAAGAUCACAUGUACGACUUGGCUUCUGGAAAGUAUGACAAACCAACGUUCCUUUCUAAUCCAAAUAAGGACACACAGUUCACAAAAGCGCAGAACAGAUUACUGUCGAUGCACGCCGACGUCAAGACCCACGAAAUUUUGGUUCUGUUGCUGAGACUGCGGCAAAUCUGCGUUCACCCGUCGCUGAUCCAUGCGAUGCUGGACCAGGAGGACAUGAAGGAGUCCGGGAUCACCGAGACGGAGAAUAUGGACCCCAAAUUGAUCAUGCAGAUGAACGGUAUAUCGCUGACGGAUCGCGAAGAGGACGAGGAGAAUGAACAAGAAAUAGGGAUCGACCGCAGGGUGGUCGCCAAUUUGCUCACGUCCACGAACCCAGUCUUCCAGACUGACCGCGCGAGUUCCAAGAUGAAAGCAGUGCUCGGCACAGUGAAGGAUAUUUUACAAAAAGGCGACAAACUGAUAAUCGUCUCGCAGUGGACAAGUAUGUUGAACAUCGUUGCAUCCUAUUUGCCUUCGCUAAAGGGCGCCAGCUUCAACAUGUUCACUGGCAACGUGCCGAUCAAGGAGAGACAGGGUAUAAUGGACGCCUUCAACGAGCCGGAGUCCGACCCAAGGAUACUGCUACUGUCGCUCACCGCGGGAGGCGUCGGAUUGAACCUCGUCGGUGGCAAUCAUCUGCUGUUGAUCGACAUCCACUGGAAUCCGCAGUUGGAGGUGCAGGCGCAGGACAGGAUUUACCGCUUCGGCCAAACGAAGAAUGUCUAUAUAUACAAGUUCAUCUGCAAGGACACGAUCGAGGAGCGCAUCAAACGCCUGCAGGAGAAGAAGAUGGAGAUAGCGCAGAACGUCCUGAGCGGCGACAAGAACUCGGUGGUCUCGAAGCUGAGCCUCAACGAUCUCAAAUCUCUGUUCGCUCUCUAAAGUCUAAAGCGAAUCAUAUACAUAUAUACAUAGUAAUAUAAAAAUAUAACGGUAAGGUACACUAGUUUCCAAUGCACUCCGCCUAUCGAUGCAACGUGAUGUACAAACAGUCCUCGGGAAUUUUUAUUAAUGAAAAUAUAAAAUGCGAGAAGGGUGUAUCACGUUAAUUUGGAG